Camponotus floridanus (Florida carpenter ant) is the source of this 3363-nucleotide messenger RNA. It is a transcript of the gene ari-1, whose product is annotated as potential E3 ubiquitin-protein ligase ariadne-1. Gene Ontology annotation, biological process: protein polyubiquitination; ubiquitin-dependent protein catabolic process; positive regulation of proteasomal ubiquitin-dependent protein catabolic process. Bases 680 to 2209 code for a protein of 509 amino acids. The transcript has 9 exons. Gene Ontology annotation, cellular component: cytoplasm; nucleus; ubiquitin ligase complex. The record is from RefSeq and is a predicted model, not a curated record. Gene Ontology annotation, molecular function: ubiquitin protein ligase activity; zinc ion binding; ubiquitin conjugating enzyme binding. NCBI's taxonomy places the organism in Eukaryota, Metazoa, Arthropoda, Insecta, Hymenoptera, Formicidae.
GUUCCGAUGCCGCGCGUCGUCGUGGACGUGACAGCAGCGCUCCCGCUAUAGACUCGUUCAACGCUUUCUUUCACGGCGAACUUGUGCGUUCCUCGAGCUUGAAACGUGGUUAUUGUCCGCGAUGGGAAAGGAUAAAUAAGAUAAGGAUAAUUUAUCGUGCAUCGACGUGAUCUCGUAACUCCAGUGUUGUGGUGGUACUCGCGAGUGCGACAUUUCCAAGUAACCCUGUGUCCCCGCGACGUAAGAAAAGAGAAAAAAAAAAGAAAAAAAAAUUACUGACUCUGUUUUUCGACAAAACGUCCCAGGAAUAUAAUACAGGUUUAGCAAGAUACGCAGAUAAGUUGCGAUGUAACGUGAGUUUCGCGCCGUCCAUUUGUUUACGGUGGAUUUCUCACUCAAUUUCGCAAGGAACUGUGAAAUUUGUCGAAACGUUUGAAAAUUUUGCAACCCUUUACACUGCCGAAGAGUUGAAACAUUAUCACGGGAAUUUGGUUUUCCGACGUGUCAACAAUCCGCCUAUCGAGAGACUACCUUUCUGGAUGCUUUAUUGGGAAGCAUCAAGAAACGAUGACGUCAUGUACUGAAACAUAAGCUGUUUUCUCGUAGCAGGUGCGGUAUAUAAUUGAUCAAGAAAAGGACUUUAAUCCAGAGAGAUUGCUUCUAUUAUUUUCUCACAACAAUGGAUUCGGAAGAGGAAACACUUUAUGACGAUGUUGAUUCUGGUAAUGAAUCAAGUGGCGAUGAUGUUGACUUUGCCAUGGAAAUAGAAUCUGGUAAUCCACGUGAACGAGCUACCGAUGUCGAUGAAUAUCCUUUUGAAGUACUUUCCACAGAAGAGAUUGUACAACACAUGGUCGAUUCUAUAAAGGAAGUCAACACUGUUGUUGAAAUACCAGCAACAACUACACGUAUUUUAUUAAAUCACUUUAAAUGGGAUAAAGAAAAAUUGAUGGAGCGUUUUUACGACGGUGAUCAGGAAAAGUUAUUUGCUGAAGCACGUGUCAUUAAUCCAUUUAGAAAGGGUCCGUUAAUAAGCAGAAGUCGAUCCUCGCAAAGUUCUUUGUCCAAAAGAAUGACAAAUGGAACAGAGGAAUGUGGAAUUUGCUUUAUGAUCUUACCAACCUCAAUGAUGACUGGUCUCGAAUGUGGGCAUCGUUUCUGUACCGGGUGCUGGGGAGAAUAUUUGACGACUAAAAUCAUGGAAGAAGGAGUUGGACAAACAAUUGCAUGUGCUGCUCAUGCUUGCGACAUUUUAGUCGACGAUGCUAGUGUUAUGCGGCUUGUCAAAGAUUCCAAAGUUAAAUUAAAGUAUCAACAUUUAAUCACCAACAGCUUUGUCGAAUGUAAUAGGUUAUUGAGAUGGUGUCCUUCUCCUGAUUGUAAUAAUGCUGUUAAGGUGCAGUAUGUAGAAGCAAGACCAGUUACUUGCAAAUGUGGACAUAUUUUCUGUUUUCACUGUGGUGAAAAUUGGCAUGAUCCUGUAAAGUGUCAUUUACUCCGAAAAUGGAUUAAAAAGUGUGACGACGAUUCUGAAACGUCAAACUGGAUUGCUGCCAAUACAAAAGAAUGCCCUAAAUGUAAUGUUACUAUCGAAAAAGAUGGCGGAUGUAAUCACAUGGUUUGCAAAAAUCAAAAUUGUAAAACUGAAUUUUGCUGGGUAUGUCUUGGGCCAUGGGAACCACACGGUUCCAGCUGGUAUAAUUGUAAUCGCUACGAUGAAGAGGAAGCUAAAGUAGCUAGGAAUGCACAAGAAAAAUCCAGAUCAGCUUUACAGAGAUAUUUAUUUUAUUGCAAUAGAUAUAUGAAUCACAUGCAAUCGCUGAAAUUUGAGAGUAAAUUGUAUGCCAGUGUAAAGGAAAAGAUGGAAGAAAUGCAACAACAUAAUAUGUCAUGGAUUGAGGUACAAUUUUUGAAAAAAGCAGUGGAUAUUUUAUGUUCCUGUAGGCAGACUCUCAUGUAUACUUAUGUCUUUGCUUAUUAUGUGAAAAAGAACAAUCAAUCUGUGAUUUUUGAAGAUAACCAAAAGGAUUUAGAGAGUGCCACAGAAUGCCUCUCUGAAUAUCUCGAAAGAGAUAUCACGAGUGAAAAUCUUGCAGACAUUAAACAAAAGGUUCAAGAUAAAUAUAGAUACUGCGAUAGUCGAAGAAAGGUACUUUUAGAACAUGUCCAUGAAGGGUACGAGAAGGAAUGGUGGGAUUACAAGGAAUAGAGGAUCUUUAUUAGAGUUUCAUUUCUUGGGGUGUGACACACAAGUUCUCUUCCUUCCCACCUCUGCCCCAGCUGUGAUAAACUAAGAAAAAAAAGGAGCUAACACAAGAGACAAAAAUGGAGUAUGUCACAAAGUGAUAAAUGUGUUAUAUGCACUUUAUACAUAAUAUGCUCUGUGGUCACACAUAUAUUAUCGUUUAUGAUAAAUAUUGAACUCGAACUAUUAAAAUUCAAUCUGAUCGCCAAAUAGUUGAUUGGACACUAUCUUAAUUUGUGCUUGCUGUGUGUUGUACAUCAUUGUAGAUUCUUAAUCCUUGAUAAAAUGCCCCAUUGUUUUAGAUAAUGGUAAGAAUAUUAAUUAUAUUCAUUAAGACGAACAACAUGCGCAUCAUUAUUAGUCAAAUAUUAUUAUUAAUGUUUUAGCAAUAUGUUAAAAUAACUCGGCUAAAAAAUUAAUAUUUUAAUGUAUUUUACUGAUGUUAAUCGAUUGCAAUUUUUAAAUACUGAUGAUUUAUUUUCUUCCCAUUACUAUUUUAAGGAUAGCUGUUUAAAAUAUAAAAUGGGUCAGGUAUGUACAACUAAGAUGGAUCACAUCUCAACUGUUUUGUGCUAUUUUGGACCACAAUACGUCCAGGCUAUAACUGCCAAUCUUUAAGGGACACUAAAUUAUAUGCGUAUCGUCAGUGCUAUGUAUUUUUAUUGUUAAUGUUUAAAAUGAUACCCGUCCUGAUUAUAUCAUUUUUAAAAAAGAUUUCAACACAAAACAUCUUGUCAAAUAGUAAGGAUAUAAUUUUUAUUAUCUUAUAAAAUAGUAAAGAUAUAAUCUUUAUUAUCUCAUAAAAUAGUAAGUAUAUACUCUUUAUUAUCUCAAAAUAAUAAGGAUAUAAUAUUAUAUUCUUUAUUACAAUUUAUCCUUCUUUUAUACAUUUCUUAUUUCUUUCUCUACAGACAUAUAUUUCAAUUUGUUAUUCAUACUGACGUUGCGCAGUUCAAAGGGGGCCAAAUGUGAUAUCUUCACAUGUAUCAUAUUGCAUGUCGUAAAAAAACAUUACACAGAUGUAGAACACACAUUUAUAUUAAAUUGUAACAAAAUACUUACACUAUUAUCAUUGUUUCUCUCUUUUUGUAAAUCUGAUAUAAUUUAAAUGAUAAAUU